UCUCUUUCUCACUCUCUCUAUCUGUCCUCCUCCUCCUCCUUCGUCUCAUUUCUGUCCGUCACUUUCUGUUUUUGUCUGUGCUUCAGCUUUCUUGUUUCCCGUGUUUGAUUUCUACUUUUUCUUUAUUCCUGUUACGGUGUUUCUUCAUCUGUCGUUUUUUUUGUGGCUAGACUGUGUCGUGUCUCUCCUUCACUUCUGGUUUCCGCUGACAACACUGCAGGCUAUUUUUUACUUUGUUACAACUCCAUGCCCUCUAUUUUUUCUGUGCCAUUGCUUUGAUAUUGUAUUGUCCCGUCCUCUGUGCUUUUUCUCUCCUCAACUCCUCGUGGUCUAGUUUUUCUUCUGCUGCUUCACCUGCCUUCAUUUUACCACAACCUCCCUCCAUCCUUCAUUCUCUUCCACUCACGCUCUUCUCGUCUCCUGAGUAGCUUUGCACUCCUGCGUAAUGGGAAAGACAGAGCUGUGCUCUCUAUAUAAGGGUUUUCUGGACUGUAUUUGCCUCUGCCUCUCUCGGAGCAGCGAUGAGGCUGCCGACGACAAUGAAAGGGACACUGAGAAUGGCCACCUGAUCUACAAAAGUGGGGACCUCCUUGAAGACAGAUAUGAGAUAGUCGACACUUUAGGUGAGGGAACUUUUGGGAAGGUGGUACAAUGUUUGGACCACAGCAGAGGAGGAAAUCAAAUUGCUCUGAAGAUCAUUAAGAACUUGGAUAAAUACAGAGAAGCAGCCAAACUGGAAAUCAAUGUGCUGGAGAAGAUCAGCGAGAGAGACCCUGACAACAAACAUCACUGUGUGCAGAUGCUGGACUGGUUUAACUACUAUGGCCACGUGUGCAUCUCUUUUGAGCUGCUGUCUCUCAGCACCUUUGACUUCUUGAAAGCAAACAACUUCCUGCCUUAUCCCAUUAACCAGAUCCGACACAUGGCCCACCAGAUCUGCCACGCUGUCAGCUUUCUCCAUGACAACAAGCUGACUCACACCGACCUGAAGCCUGAGAACAUCCUCUUUGUCAACUCAGACUACUCCCUCAUAUACAACUCUGAGAAGAAGUGCAACGAGAGGAGAGUAAAUGACACCACAGUGCGACUUGUUGACUUUGGCAGUGCCACCUUUGACCACGAACACCACUCUGCCGUCAUUUCUACACGUCACUACCGAGCUCCAGAGGUCAUACUGGAGUUGGGUUGGAGUCACCCUUGUGAUGUGUGGAGUAUUGGCUGCAUCCUGUUUGAAUACUACGAAGGCUUUACAUUGUACCAGACUCAUGACAACAAGGAGCAUCUUGCUAUGAUGGAGAGAGUUCAGGGACCAAUUCCUCAGAGAAUGAUCCAAAGGAGCAGAAAGCAGAAGUAUUUCCACCGUGGGCGUCUCGACUGGAGCGAGUGCUCUAAGGCCGGACGCUACGUGAAAGCCAAAUGCAAACCAUUAAGGAAGUACUUGUUAUCACAUGGAACAGAGCACCACCAGUUUUUUGGUCUCUUGGAAAGGAUGCUGGAGUAUGAGCCCUCAAUACGCAUCUCUCUUUCCUCUGCUCUGUGUCAUCCCUUCUUCCUGCCCCUCCAUCAUCCAGGAAGGAGUCACAUCUGGAGGAACAGCUGUGAUAUGAGCAGAUGACCCUGAAUAGCCACAUAAAGUGGGGACCAUACCAGUGUUUUUGUUUCUCAGCUUCAUAUCCUGUACUUCUAAUUUCAAUCAGGAGAGACUAAUUGAAAGAUGGCCUUAAAGGUGCUCCUAAAUGUUACACAGGGGACCUUUAAAGAGUAAAAAUACAUAUAUUUGAUAUAGUAAGCACAGUAGGAAAAGUGGAAGAUAUACUGUAUGUGAGGAGUCUUUGGCAAUUAGACCCCACUGUGGUGUCAUAAAUUUAUGGGGGUAAUCAUACUAUGAGCCACACAGGAAUAUUCCCCCAAUGGAGUUCAGACCCUUGUGGUGGUGAAAGAGUGAAGAAUAAUAGCUGGAGAUGUGAGUGCAGGUGAUCUGGAGCAGGAUUCUUAAUGAGCUCAGAGGAAGGACCCACUGGACAGGUGGCUGUGAAGACACAGGAGGUGACUGUCGGGUUGAGGUGUGUCAUGUCAGUCAGACACUGACAGCUGACAGCAGCAGAGAAAGGAGGAUUUGUUUGACACCAACAAGAUGAUUGGGUUACAGAGGUAACUGAGGUCAGCUGAUUGAGUUGUAAGUGGGAAAGAAAAAACUCAAAAUUAUAAGAGUAAGGCAGGUCAAGGCAAUUAUUUUCACAGGAUGUAAUUUCAUAAGCAGUUAUGUGAUUACCGUAAAAUUUCUAAUAAUAGCCCGGGUGUUUAUUUGCUUAAAUCACUGAACUCCCCCUGCCUUUAUUGGGGACAGGCCUCUAUUUGGGACAGGCCUUUAAUUCCUUUAGCACAAAACUAAACUAAACUGUAACUGCUGCUUCUCAUGAGUUUUGUUCAGCAAAUUUGACAACUAACAUGAUUAUUAUGAUCACUUCAGAGGUUUUUUCCGUUUCUCUUGUUUACCAUGUUACCGGUAAGUCAGAAUGAAUUAACAUUUUACUUUGGUGUUGACAGUUUUCGUAAAAUAUAGUGAACGAUUGAAUGUGUGGAGAAUCUAUAACUGAUCUAAUGAUGUGCAGCAUGUACAUAUUGACAGAAGUUUAAAGUUUUAAGUUUUCUGUAGGAGAUUGAAACGACUUAAAACUCACUCAAGCAGGCGACCCGGUGGGUUUUAAGAGCAAGUUUUAUACAUCAAGAUAAUUUCUAUAAAAUCCAGACCAGGCCUCUAUUGGAGACCUGCGUUUAUUUGUCAAAACGUGUAGCCACACCAGGCUUUUAAAAGAGACCUGCGUCUAUUAGGGACCCUGCUCUUAUUGGAAGUUUUACGGUAUUUGGCCAUUUUGGAAACAACCUGUGAACACAAUUCUGAUAUUCAAUUCAAUUCAGUUUUAUUUGUAUAGCGCCAAAUCAUAACAGACUCUCAGGACACAUUAUGUCUUGAAUUUAAAUUGAAAAUUUACACACUCAGUUGAUACAGAGCAUUAUUAGCAUUCAUUUGGCCACCUGGUGAAUUUAAGUUCAACAUUCACUGUCUUUUAGCGCUGGUUUUGUCUCCACCAAGGGAAAUAUUUGGCUCUUUAGAUGCUAAAUUCUUCGUUAUUGUCACCGUCUGUCGUUUGUUGCACACAGUAGGUUUGUAGAGAUUAUUUGUUCUAAAAGCAACUGCCCGGCCUGGUUGAAAACAAUGCUGAUAACAGUGAUGAGACUUAACCACAACCAAGCCCCCACAAGGAAUUUUGUGUUGAUUCUGGCGACCCCUGUGGACAAACGUGGUAGUGUUUCUACUGCCUCCUUUCAUUGAUUUUAAGGGGAAUCAGACCAAAUUUGAGCCGGUGGCAGGCAUUAAGAGUAACCAUAUAGAAAUAGCCAAUCCUCUUGCUGAUGGUCCUGUUUGUUUAUGUAGGUCAUAUAGAGGCAUCAGUAUUAAAUGGACACAAACAUGCCAAACCCCUGAGCAUAUUCAUUUAAACAUUGAUUCUUACAUGCAAGAUCAACUUCAAAAAGCUGUAAAAAAAACCCAACUGUAUCUCUAAAAUUUAGAGGAUAGAUACAAAAGCUUAAGUUAUAUGAUCAUUUAAAAAAUAUAUUUUUAGUUUUAUUCUCUCAGUCACUUUUGUAAUAAUUUUUGUAUGGAAAGACUUCUUUAGUUGUUGAAUAAAUUCAGUUGUUCUUU
Messenger RNA from Dicentrarchus labrax (European seabass), 3706 nucleotides. It is a transcript of the gene clk2b, whose product is annotated as CDC-like kinase 2b. NCBI's taxonomy places the organism in Eukaryota, Metazoa, Chordata, Actinopteri, Moronidae. The coding region runs from base 446 to 1615 and encodes 389 amino acids. The record is from RefSeq and is a predicted model, not a curated record. Gene Ontology annotation, biological process: protein phosphorylation; regulation of RNA splicing. Gene Ontology annotation, molecular function: protein tyrosine kinase activity; ATP binding. Gene Ontology annotation, cellular component: nucleus. The transcript has 11 exons.